UGGUUCCACCAUCGCACGGGACUGGUACGCCGAGCUCCCGGAGGUCGUCCGAGAUUUGGUAGAUUUGGCAGGAUUCGGGCCUUUCUGCGUCGGGUUGUCACGUUGUCCUGCCAGGAGGACACUGAUGGCAGCCUUGGUAGAGAGAUGGUGGGACACCACCAACUCCUUCCAUUUCUCUGCUACCGGGGACAUGACUAUGACCCCUUUUGACUUUGCUGUAUUAACCGGCCUUGACAUCGGAGGUUGGUCCAUCCCCUACGAUGAGGAUAUGGGCGAGUGGGAGGCCGCCUGGAUGUAUCUAUUGGGGGCUCGCCCACCUGUUGACAGGGUUUCUGGGAGAUUCCGAUACACUUGGUUCUCUUCCCACUUCCGGCGGGCGGAGAUGGUGCCUGAGACUCCCGAGGAGACAGAGCAGUAUGCCCGUGGUUUCCUUAUGUUCCUCUUCGGGACUACCCUGUUUGCCGACAGAGGGAACACAGUUGGGUUAUAUCUACUGAGCGCUCUGGUCGACCUAUCACAGGUCAGUAGAUAUGAUUGGGGUGGCGCCGGCCUGGCUACCCUUUACUUUUAUAUGAGCGCGACCUCCCGCGGGCGGGGCGAUUUACUUGGCGGCUACUGGAGAGCCUGGGAGCUAUGGGUCUAUGUAUACUUCCCAUCAUUAGCCCCAGAGCUGGAGGUGGCAAGGAUUCUCAUGACCCCAUAUUCAUUGGUGUUCGAGGGCCCGCACCGGCCGAGACCUCGAGAGACCCUCCUUAACCUGCGACAGUACUUCGACACUGUGCGACAUUCAGAGAUUACAUGGCAGCCCUGGGUGUCCCUGGGUGAUGGUCUCCGACUUCAGUAUACCGGAGCGUCGGACAUCUCCCAGUAUAGGGUCCUGCUUGAAGGGCCGGUUGGCAGGGCAUGGUUCCUGGGGGAACGCUUUCUGCGCCAGGUAUGGGGGUAUCUUUCUCAGGAUCCUCCCGCAGUACCCCCAGCCAGUAUGCGUACCGCUGACAGGCUCUCUUACUCGGAGGUAGUCGGCACCAUGUUGGGCAGUGAUG
Messenger RNA from Camellia sinensis, 1043 nucleotides. The record is from RefSeq and is a predicted model, not a curated record. NCBI's taxonomy places the organism in Eukaryota, Viridiplantae, Streptophyta, Magnoliopsida, Ericales, Theaceae.